Molecule: messenger RNA, 1812 nt
Organism: Eleginops maclovinus (Patagonian blennie)
Lineage: Eukaryota; Metazoa; Chordata; Actinopteri; Perciformes; Eleginopidae
Gene: dnaaf11
Product: dynein axonemal assembly factor 11
Exons: 13
Coding region: 279-1631 (450 amino acids)
Biological process (GO): outer dynein arm assembly
Cellular component (GO): cytoplasm
Molecular function (GO): protein binding
Source: RefSeq, a predicted model, not a curated record
UGAUGACGGUCUCCAGGAGCUCCAGCCUCCUCCGCAGCGCCUGGUUCUCAAUGUGGCUGCGGGAGAUCUCGCUCCUCCAGCCGGCGCAGCUCUCCUCCAGCAGCUCGCUGAUCUCCAGCACCGCAGCCCGGGUCAGAGCCUCCAUGAUGGAGGACAGCUGGGACUGAAACACCCGUGCCGCCCGCCAUUAAACAAAAGAACAAGCACUUGUGUUUCCCACCGUCUCGAACGCAGCACCAGUUCGGUCUCCACGGCAACGCCAGACAACAGGGAGGAAGAUGGUUCACAUCACAGAGGAUCUGGUGCGCCGCCGGGCCGAGCACAACGAGGGUGAGAUCUUCUCUCUGGAGGAAGUGACUCUGCACCAGCAGGACGUCGAGAGGAUCGAGCACAUCGAGCGCUGGUGCAAAGAGCUGAAGAUCCUCUACCUGCAGAACAACCUCAUCCCCCGGAUCGAGAAUGUGGGUCGCCUGAAGAAACUGGAGUACUUGAAUCUGGCCUUGAACAACAUUGAAGUCAUUGAAAACCUUGAAGGCUGUGAGAGCCUUCAGAAACUGGACCUGACGGUGAACUUUGUGGGUCGUCUGAGCAGCGUGGAGUCUCUGAAACACAACGUGCACCUGGUCGAGCUCUUCCUGGUGGGAAACCCGUGCACAGAGUACCAGGGAUACAGGCAGUAUGUGGUGGCAGCUCUGCCCCAACUACAGCGUCUGGACGGGACGGAGAUCAGCCGGUCGGAGAGGAUUCGAGCCUCUCAGGGUCUGGAGGAGGUGCGGAGGGCGGUGAGGCAGCAGGAGACGGAGUACCUGAAGAGGAGAGCCAGGGAGAGGGAAGAGGCAGGAGAGAAGACAGGAAACAAGGAGAGGAAACCAGGCUUCGAUGGACGCUGGUACACCGACAUCAAGAACACAGAUCCGGUGAUAGAGGAGAACAAGGAGAACCAAGAGGUGGAUGAGGAGCAGCAGGAGCAGGAGUUCUGGCAUACGCCGUGUUCCUUCACCCCCGAAUCUCGCCUGCAGGCUCACCGCCACCUGGAGGACAAGAAGAGGGCAAAGGAGAAAGAGAAGGAGAAGCAGCCGAAGGCCCCGAGGACGCUGAUCACCGCUGAAGGACGAGUCAUGAACGUCAACGAGCCAAAGCUGGACUUCUCUCUAACUGAAGAUGAAGAAAACAACACCAUUGUCUUAAACCUGGAGGUGUACAGACACAUGGACACCUCUCUGAUCGACGUGGAUAUUCAGCCAACGCACGCCAGAGUCAACGUCAAGGGAAAGAUAUUUCAGAUGGUGCUGCCCGCUGAAGUGAGGCCCGACAGCUCCACGGCUCUGAGGUCUCAAACCACCGGACACCUGGUGCUGACCAUGCCCCGGGCUGAAGGUGAAAUCAAAGUCACGCAGAGAGCCCCACGUCCGCCCGUAGCGAGUCCACGCAGCAGCUCGCAGGGCGACGAUAAAAGGGUAAAUGAAGGUCCGGAGCGUCUGGAAGUUGACCCCAGCAAACACACGGCCGUCGACCUCAACAUCGUGGGGCGCGGCAGCCUCAGACCUCAGGAAGCUCCGCCUCCAGACGCCCAUCACUGCCGCCUCUCUGACGGGUUUGUGGACGACCCUGACGUCCCCCCACUGAUAUAAGACUUUACUAAGAUGGCUACCACUGUGUUUAUAUUCUCCUUUAAGGGGUGAAAAGAGUCGGUCUAAAGCCCUUUCUCCCCUAAAGUCAUUCAAAUGUUUGCUGUUUUAGAUUUCUAGAGAUUCCUCCAGCUACUGUCAUCGUGUUACAAAUCAGCAAGACUUCAAAUGUUUAUUUUAAUCA